Molecule: messenger RNA, 1143 nt
Organism: Fusarium subglutinans
Lineage: Eukaryota; Fungi; Ascomycota; Sordariomycetes; Hypocreales; Nectriaceae
Exons: 5
Coding region: 1-1143 (380 amino acids)
Source: RefSeq, a predicted model, not a curated record
AUGUCGUCCUAUGAUAUUGCAGACCUUUCCGCUGUCAAGAAUUGCAGUCAUUUGAAGCCCGACAUCACCCAAGAACUCUACCACGUCGUCCUUUGGCUUACGACCUCAACUACAUCGUGCCUGAGAUCCAUCCCCACCUUGGCGAUUCCAAAUAACUCAGAAGAUCCCGGAGUGGCGGUAAUGGUCGAGGGCCUCCACCCCGGCUUGAGUCUUCUUCCCGUUGGCUUUCACCCCACUGUACGGCCUCAGAUUAUCACCAACGUCUUUGUCUGUCAAGCCGCCGAGCCUGAGACUUUCGCUGCCGAGGCUCCUGUCGUCAAGAACACUGUCUUCACGGAUGUCACCAAGCGCGAAUUACAGUCCAUCGAGCCUGGCGUCGGUUCUGAGGCUCGUCGUACUGGAAGCUUUGCUGCAACAGUGCUUCAUGUCAUUGGCAUCGACGAAGCAGAAAAUAUCACUGCGUCGCUGCAGGGUUGCUUAUACCAUGCUCACGUCAACCCAAGUCGCAGCCAGGCAGUUCUGGGUCACCAUUUCGAGCCCUGUCGACAGCAGGCUGUGCACAGCGGAAACUACUUUGCUGGAGGCAACUUUGCUUCGACGAUGCGGCCUACACUGCACUGCGAUACCUUUGCGAGGGCGGGCAAAUUCCGGAUCCUGAAUUCGAUGGCGGCCCGCUGGUGCGCCACUCGUCGACCUUCUAGGCGAAAGGGGGAAUGUGCCCAGCGUGGCCGUGUCGUCUUCCGCACUGCUCGUAGCGAAGUGCGGACUUCUUGGACGUCCCAGCAUCAGGGAUUCAGUGCUUGGAUCCGCUGGGACAGCGCUGAGGAACUGCGUGGUUUCCGUAAUUCUUUUGGUUUUGACGAUGCCGGCGCUCUCUGUAUUCUUCAGUUCAACUCGCGCGCUAGCGCACCACUGGUGGCGGGCGUCUACCUGGUCAAUCUCACACUGCCUCGAGAGUCCAACUUCAAUUUGACCAACAGGCGUCUGCGCCUCCUCAAGUACGUCACGAGCAUGCACAUUGCGCACGCCUUCACUGCCGUGGGGCGCAAGCUAUGGAGCGUCACCCCGACUUCACUGUUAUUGAGCAUUACAGUAUCCUCGUCAAAUGCCUCCUGGGUUAGAGCCUCUCACCUACCUCAGUGA